AUUGGGCUCGCUCGUGAUUUGGAUAGCGUCUAGUUCUAGUCUCUGUGGUAUGUCCAUCACAUUGCCUACUGCGCCGCCGCAUGCAUCCUGGUUCUUCCUCAUAUUCGACAGCGCCAAAAGGUCCUCUUCGCCGGGGCCCGUUUCCGGCCAAACGACAUCACUGAUGCCAGGUUGCUAGAGCUUGCUGAGAAGCCCAUCAAAAUGCUCACCGAAGACACGAACCAGCAUUCCUCGGGUCGCAAGUGGGCCGUGAUCCUGCAGAAGCUGAGAGCCGAGACCGAGCGGCAGGUCACCGUAGUUCGAGAAGGGAGCCUUGCGGCCAUGGUUGGCGGUGAACAAGUCGUCAUCAACAGUGACGACGACGACGACGACGACGACGACGACGACGACGACGAGAGCGGCGACGAGGACGAGUCGCCCAACGCACAGCUAAUGGGGGAUGCGCUACGGGCCCAUUGGGAGGUGGCUGCCAACGCUCCUCUCCGUCCACCUCCGCCUCCACCUCCACCUCAACAUUCACGGUCGCACACACAUGCCCCGGCAGCCGCCACGGCAGGUAAUACCCCGGCCGACAAGGCCGACAAAGAACGCAUCCAGCCAGUCCUCGUAGCCGGCCUGUGGGACAAGUGGAUACUCACCGACUGGAUUGACCUUGAUUCUGCGGUAGGUGCCACGUCUUUGCUUUCUCAGCUGGAGCUAACCUUGUGUGUCUGGCAGGCGUUUGGGCCAAUAUCCGAUUUCGAGCACAUCCCCGUUGCCCCCCUUCCUAAUCACCAGUUCACAACUUCACUUCAGAUACACAUAACACAGGCUCUUGACUGAUAAUACUUCUAAUCCCGCCCAGACAUUUACUCCCGACAUAUGGCACAGGCUCUUCACUGAUAAUACUUCUAAUCCCGCCCAGACAUUUACUCCCGACAUCUAGCCCGACAAAUAUCCAUACCCAAUCGUACACAUCACCUCUGCCGGCCUUGGUCGAACAGUAAUCUCCAUCUCACGAUAAACCCGAU
Messenger RNA from Lasiosphaeria miniovina, 1010 nucleotides. RefSeq lists its product as uncharacterized. Bases 202 to 822 code for a protein of 206 amino acids. The record is from RefSeq and is a predicted model, not a curated record. The transcript has a single exon. Lineage: Eukaryota; Fungi; Ascomycota; Sordariomycetes; Sordariales; Lasiosphaeriaceae.